This is a messenger RNA of Aspergillus terreus NIH2624, 2805 nucleotides long. RefSeq names its product mismatch repair ATPase MSH1. The record is from RefSeq and is a predicted model, not a curated record. Gene Ontology annotation, biological process: mismatch repair. Bases 1 to 2805 code for a protein of 934 amino acids. Gene Ontology annotation, molecular function: ATP-dependent DNA damage sensor activity; mismatched DNA binding; ATP binding. The transcript has 3 exons. Gene Ontology annotation, cellular component: nucleus. NCBI's taxonomy places the organism in Eukaryota, Fungi, Ascomycota, Eurotiomycetes, Eurotiales, Aspergillaceae.
AUGGGCGCCAGCGCGCUGAAAUUGGACUCCUACAAUGAUGUUAUGGACGACGCGCCUCGUUACCCGACAGUCGUGCAGGGACACUGGAACAAUAUGCAGAAAUUCAAGAAUUGUGUCAUUUUGACAAGAGUAGGGGGCUUUUACGAGCUUUACUUCCAACAGGCAGAGGAGUAUGCCCCAUUACUGAAUAUCAAGCUUGCGUCCAAAAAGACCAGCGCCGGUCCUGUUCCAAUGGCGGGCUUUCCCUUCUUCCAGCUGGACCGCUUCCUGAAGAUUCUGGUCCAAGAUCUGAACAAGUAUGUCGCGAUUAGUGAGGAAUUUGCCCUUGGCGAAGAGGACAAGGCUCGGUCUGGAGGGCUCCUUUUCGAUCGACGGGUCGCCAGGAUUAUCACGCCAGGGACGUUGAUCGACGAAAAGUUCAUGGACCCAUCAGAGAAUAACUUCCUGUUGGCCAUAUACAUGGAUAUCCCGUCCCUAAAAGCACAACUAAAGCACCAACAAGAUGGGAUACACGUACUCUCAUCGGCAUCGCAGCAUGUAGGCUUGUCCUGGCUAGACCUUUCUACGGGCGAUUUCUUCACACAGUUCACGACGGCACAGAUGCUCCCAUCUGCCAUCGCCAGAAUCGGUGCUCGAGAGAUACUCGUCGACCAGGAUCUUCAAGACCUAAUCGGACAGGAACUGCAACUGCUAGUUGGCCACGACCAUCGACCGGUGACUUUCUUCCCGUACCCCCGUAAGAUCAGGCCGAUGCAUCAGUGGGAUUAUAUGCUCGAAGCGCCUGUUCCCUCAGAAGCCAUAGAGUCCUUUACCACCGAAGAAACGGCCGCAGGCUAUAGCCUUCUGGAAUAUGUUCGUGUCCAACUCCAGGGGGUGGAUCUAAAACUUCAGCCCCCUCGUCGCCGACAUCUGAACGAGUCCAUGAAUAUUGACCGCAAUAGCCUGCGGGGUUUGGAGAUCCUCGAAACAGCUCGAGAUGGCUUUGGGAAAGGCAGUCUGCUCCACGCAGUCCGCCGCACGUCGACAAAAAGCGGAGCUCGUCUCUUGCGUGACCGCUUGACCUCCCCAUCCACGUCACUACAAGUGAUUAACGAGAGACUCGAUCUUGUGUCUGUUUUCAUCUCCCACAAGAAAUUACGCGAUAACGUAACUCAGCUUCUGAAGCGCAGCUAUGAUGCUCAACGCUUGGUUCAGAAAUUCACGCUGGGUCGCGGAGACCCAGAUGAUCUCAUCUGUCUGUCCCGAGCGAUAGAAGCCUCUAAAGAGAUCAAACGAGUCAUUUCCGGUGCUGGGUAUACUGAUGCGAACUGUGCGCCCUCAUCCCAUGAACCCCACAAAAACAGCCUGCGAGCUUUGGUGAAUAGGCUUCACUUGGACGGUCCCACUGCACUGGCAGACAGGAUUCUGGCAGCGAUAGACGAGGAAGGCUUGUUACAAAAACAGCGCAUCGAAGAUGAUACCGCGGCGGAGGCUGCUACCCUUGCCCAAGAGGUGGCAAUGAACGAAGGGUUACCGGGAGACUUGGACGCUUUACCAAAGAAAGUCAAAUCUAGAAGCACCGAAAAGGCAGGGAUGGCAACGGAAGACCCAUCGACUGUUGAUACGUGGAUUAUGAGACGCGAUGCCAGCCCUGCGCUGCGAGAGCUUCACCAAGCCCUGAGCGACCUGCAGGACGAGAAGGCGAAGUUGACGCAGAAACUCCGUAAUGCGGUCGGGUCGUCGGCUCUGACGCUCAAAUGGACCCCAGGCCUCGGCCAUAUUUGUCACGUCAAAGGCGCCAAAAUUUCCCAGGGAGCGCUAGAAGACUUGGGAGUCACUCGGAACGUCUCAUCAACCAAAUCAACAAGGUCAUUCUAUCUCCCCGCGUGGACCGAAUUAGGCGGCCGCACCGACCAGGUGAAGCUCCAAAUCCGACAGGAAGAGCAGGUGAUUUUUGAAAGCUUACGCCGCGAGGUCAUCCUCAAUCUUGUCAAGAUCAGACGCAACGCGUCCGUGAUGGACGAGCUCGACGUGGCUUGCUCUUUCGCCACGCUGGCUCAAGAGCAGCAGCUGGUUCGCCCAAUCCUCACCAACAGUACCAAACACAAAAUCGUCGGGGGCCGACAUCCGACAGUCAAACUGGGACUGGAGGAGCAGGGCCGACGGUUUGUCAGUAAUAACUGUUUCCUAGGAGAUCCCGAGCGCAUCUGGCUAAUCACCGGACCCAACAUGGCUGGCAAGAGCACGUUCCUGCGGCAAAACGCCCUGAUAACCAUUCUGGCUCAGGUUGGAUCGUUCGUCCCAGCUGAGUAUGCAGAGAUCGGAAUCGUAGACCAGAUCUUCAGCCGCAUCGGCGCUGCAGACGACCUCUUUCGCGACCAGUCCACUUUCAUGGUGGAAAUGCUCGAGACAGCCGCGAUCCUGAAGCAAGCGACGCCCCGUUCGUUCGUCAUCAUGGACGAGGUCGGUCGGGGAACCACCCCCGAAGACGGGACGGCCGUGAGUUUCGCAUGUCUGCACCAUCUACAUUAUCGCAAUCGCAGCCGGACCCUCUUCGCGACACACUUCCACUCGCUCGCCGAGCUGACGCACGACUUUGAGGCGCUGGGCCGCUACUGCACCGACGUCCGGGAGACUGCGUCCGGGUCGUUCUCGUUCGUCCAUCGCCUGCGCAAGGGCGUGAAUCGCGAAUCCCACGCGCUCAAGGUAGCGCAGCUGGCUGGGCUACCGAAGGAGACGAUCGAGAUGGCCCGAUGCGUGCGCGCCUUGAACUGGGCCCCCUCGAUCGAAUCCAAACAACCGAGAAUGCAUCAAGCGAGCUCCUAA